AUGGUGGUGGGGAUCGAGCAGAAAGGCGACCCAUCUGUGCAUCCAUGUGUUGCAGCUGCUUGUUUGAAGUCUGGUUUGGUGUCAGGGGUCAGGACCACUUCCUGGUGUGAUCCCCAGGUUCUAUCACCAGACGUUGGUGGUCAGGGUGCAGGCCAUUCUGGUCAUGGUGCUGGAACCACUGUACGUACAUGUGGUUCGUUGAAAAAAGAUGAGUUUAAAGAUUUUACUGUUUAUUGA
This is a messenger RNA of Ilex paraguariensis (yerba mate), 237 nucleotides long. The record is from the annotation of a GenBank genome assembly. Lineage: Eukaryota; Viridiplantae; Streptophyta; Magnoliopsida; Aquifoliales; Aquifoliaceae.